CUUUAUACCUGGUUUAUGGGUGACUUAGCUGGUAAAUACCGUAUGCAUGCACCGGGUCAUGCUAUGGAAGACGGAUCGCUGUAUACUAUAGGCAGCUGCUGAUGUGGAAAGUUCACGUUACGCUUACACUGUGGGUGAUAUACGCGCAUGUACAUCUACAUGUACAUGUAAAUCCGUCAAGUAGUAUCUGCUGUGUGCACGGGGCUUUGCUACGGAAGACGGAUCGCUGUGUAUUUCAGGCUUGCGUCUACACUGCAGCCCCUCUUGUCUCUCGAGCUUUCAACUAUUAGAGAGUGUCCGGCAUUUCAAACAUGGCAGGCAACCUUAGCUUAUCCGAGGCGACGCAGUUUCUUGAGGGCGUCCUACAGAUGCACUCGCCCAUGGAGAGUUUAGCGAGAGAUCGGGUCAGCUUCCUGCGUGACCUCAUGGCUGCCUUCCUGUCCAAGAUUCCCUUCCAGAGUGUGACUGCGAUCGCCACGCCCAAACCAGAGAGACGCGGGUUGACCUUCCAGGAGAUCAAAGUCGACAUGGUGACUCAGAAGGGUGGCCUGUGCUUCGAGAUGAACUCCUUCAUGAAGGCGCUCCUGGAGAAGCUAGGAUUCGAGGUUUACCACGUUGGAUGCACCAUCAACGGAAAACCGAACAAUCAUCUGUCAACAGUGGUCAAGAAUCUGAGUCGGCCGGGCGACUUGCAUCUUGUAGACGUUGGCUGCGGGCAUCCCAUGUUUGAACCAAUCCCACUGGACUUUGACAAGGAGUCGCCCUUAUACAAGUCAAACUAUCUGGUCCAUAAAUUCGUGAAGGACGCCGAUGACAGCUUCCGAUGGAUGCACAAAUCCUACCAGGACUACGACGGCUCUACGGGACGUGUCGUCGACGGUUGGUACAUGUUCUUGCAGUUCAAAUUGGAGUUCCGGGAUAUCGAGUUCUUUGCCCUCCACAUGGAGAACAUCCACACCGUGGAGAGCGGCCCUGAGGCCUUGGCACAUUUCUUGGUCCAAUUGAAGGCAACAGACUUCCGCAACGGGAAGCUAUUUGCCAUCACCGGCACGUCCACCUUGGAGGAAGACGCCAGCGGUAAAGUAAACAAGAAGCGCAUAUCGUCCCCUCAAGAGUUGGAGGAGGCAUAUAAGUUCCACUUCCCACAGUUUCCGGCGGAGACUAUACAACAGGCUAUACAGACUGUCAAUCUCAAAUUUGAAAAAUAAGUCUAUGAAGCAAGUUUCUGACUUGUUAAAAUAUGCCAUGAGUAACAUGCCAGUAGACAAUGAAUCAGAUAAUCUGUUUACUAGAUACUUGAAUCAAUAUAGAAUGAUUUGCUGUUUAUGCGUUUAGUUCGUUUCGUAUAAAUAACACCACUCAAAAUCCAAAAUGGUAUGCUCAAAUCUUUAUUACACUUUCGAGAAAACAGUAUACACAUAAAAAAAAGUUAAACUUUUAUAACGAAACACAAUUUGGUCUUUAGCGCUCUUUAUUUCCAAACGAUCAAUGUGGUUUCUUCAAAACGACAGCAACCCAGACUGAAUAAUUUCAGGAGGUGUUUAGUACCAAUAAGGUGUUUAAUCCAAGAAGGUUUUUGAUAAUAAUUCGCUAUGUUACUUUUUGGGGGCAAUGCAAAUUAUCUUAAUGCCUUUGUUUGCGUUAUGAGUAACUUGUGUACGCACAUGAUCAAACAGAUACUUACGACUAUGAUCUUCAUCAAGUCUGUGAAAGUAAUCGCGAAAAUCAGAGAUCUGCAGUUGAUGAAUUUCAGAGGUAAUGUUCAUUCGUCAUGUGGGAAGUGUCUAUUAUAAUUCAUUAUAAGGGAUCACACAAGUUUUGGGAAAAGAAGUUAG
This is a messenger RNA of Patiria miniata (bat star), 1835 nucleotides long. RefSeq lists its product as uncharacterized. Bases 312 to 1208 code for a protein of 298 amino acids. The transcript has 2 exons. The record is from RefSeq and is a predicted model, not a curated record. NCBI's taxonomy places the organism in Eukaryota, Metazoa, Echinodermata, Asteroidea, Valvatida, Asterinidae. Gene Ontology annotation, molecular function: acetyltransferase activity.